This is a messenger RNA of Gavialis gangeticus (Gharial), 6506 nucleotides long. It is a transcript of the gene EIF4EBP2, whose product is annotated as eukaryotic translation initiation factor 4E binding protein 2. Gene Ontology annotation, cellular component: cytoplasm. Bases 51 to 398 code for a protein of 115 amino acids. Gene Ontology annotation, molecular function: eukaryotic initiation factor 4E binding. The record is from RefSeq and is a predicted model, not a curated record. Lineage: Eukaryota; Metazoa; Chordata; Crocodylia; Gavialidae. The transcript is spliced from 3 exons. Gene Ontology annotation, biological process: negative regulation of translational initiation.
CCCGCCUCGCCCGCCGCCUCCCCCUGCAGCCGGGACAAUAGAGCAGGGCGAUGUCUUCCUCCGGCGCCCACCAGCACAGCCAGAGCCGCGCUAUCCCCACGCGGACGGUGCCCAUCAGCGACUCUGCGCAGCUACCUCACGACUACUGCACCACGCCCGGGGGCACCCUCUUCUCCACCACGCCCGGAGGUACCCGAAUCAUCUAUGACCGCAAAUUUCUGUUGGAUCGCCGCAACUCUCCUAUGGCUCAGACCCCACCGUGUCAUCUCCCAAAUAUUCCAGGAGUCACCAGUCCUGGCACUGUGGUUGAGGAUUCCAAAGUGGAAGUAAACAAUCUGAACAAUCAUGAUGGGAAGCCUGCAAUGGGGGAUGAUGCUCAGUUUGAAAUGGACAUCUGAUCACCACAGAGGGUAACCAUGGAGAAGCAGCAACUCCUGAUACCUGUGCAUAUGUGAUUUCGGCUAAUAGGAUCAGUAAUCAAAAGUUGGAAGAAGCGGCAGCAGUUUCCAUUAGAAUCCCCACCUUGCCUUCCAGGUGCCAAAGGAUAAGACCAGGUCCCCAGUCCUGUUCCCCCUUUUUUCUCCCUCUACAUUGCCUGUGACUGGAUGGAAGCCCUUGUCAAAUUUAACUGAGCUGAGGAACAUGCCGAGUGCAACCUUGGCUUCUCGCACUUUAAAGGCAACCUGUCAAACCAUGCACAAGCGAGAACAUACCUCCAGCCCCAAUUGGAUAUUUAUUGUAAACAACAAAGGGGCCAGGGAGCAGUUAGUUUAUGCCGAAUGAAUAUGGCAUUGCUUCUGCUCUCUUCCUUCAGCUUGAUCCCAGUUCACAAAUGGCUCGCAUGUGCACAGUAAGUAACUGUGUCUCGGAUGCUUUCAGUCACUCAAGUUUUAGAAAUUGCAAGGAGUAGUGGGAGAUAGUAAAAGGUCUGCUCAGUCUGAGCUCCUUCACCUCAGUGGGCAGAACACUCAUUUCACCUGCGUUCUAGCCCUUUCUCUCUCCAUAACUCUGUUUGUAAUGUGUCUUGCAGUGGUAACGUGCAUUCUCUCUUCAGAUGAGAGAGCCUUUUAAUUCAUUGUUUUGCACCUCCUUGGUUCCCCCUGCCCCAACUUCCUGUUGAAUAAUGCUUUUUAAUAUUAUGUGUAUUUAGAGAGAGGCAUCAACUUGGUAUACUGCUGCUUCUUCCUUUGCCCACCUCAUCCCAAAGGAAAACCACCCACAAACUCCAGUUUGCAAAAGCUUAACUCCUGUGCCUCCUGAGUGUUUUUGAUGAAUAAGUCCAUCGACACUAAAUCAAAACAGGAGCUUUUGGAGAUAUGACACAGGGGAGGAGGAGAGGGGGGUAGAUUAUCAGUUCUCCUCUAUGCUGUUUAUCCUCAGCACUUUUUCUGUUUUUUGCCCCUUAGUAGUUUAUCCUGCUUUCUUUUCUAGUCCAUGUUGUAGAAUAUUAUAUUAAAGGUACUUCAGCAGUUGUUCAUUUUUGACAUCUCCCGUCCUGUGUGCAUUAGGAGCAGUAUUUUUCCCAGUACUGAUUUUAAUAAAUAUGUUUAAUAUUAGCCCUUUCAGAACCCCUCCCAUCAAAAGGAAAAAAGUGCCAAGUGGCUUCUGAGCAACAGCAGGUCUGAUCCAAACUUACACCCUCCUUCUCCAUUCAAAGUUCACAGUGCUGCUUUAGUUUACUAGCUCCAUUAUUUUUUCUCCAAGCCUCUCUUAGUUAAUGAUUCUUGGGUUUGCUGCCUAAGAUUUUUACAAGUCAGCCAAUAUAAGUGAGCUUCUGCGAAUGGGCAAUUUUGUUUUUAGUCCCAUGAUCUCCAGUACUUACUCCUGUCUCUUUUACAAAAGGGGUUGGUAGGAAACCAAACCCACAGUGAUUGGUAGUGGAUUUUACCAAGAGGGUGGUACUUCAGGCCAAGUCUUCUCUGGUGAGAGCCACUUAAAGGGUCUGUUUUAGUUGCUGAUGGCAUCAGUUGGACCUUUGCUGAAUGCGUUCCAUUGACUUGCUAAUUGGCGGACUUUCUAACACCUUGGUCGGAAAUCUACGCAACUCCAUUAUAAAUUGGAAGAGACCCUUUUCUCUUUGGGUCUGUUAAAGGGGCACUUUACUAGUAAAAUACUUCUUGGUGGGGGAGGAACAUCUGAAAAGCUGUAAUUUUCCCUGUUCUCCUUCAAAAUGUGAAUAACACAGGAGCAAAAGCCCUUUGUAAUGUUUGAUCUCUCAGGAAUAGGCUCUGUAGUGUAGUAGGAAAUGCAGGGUCUCUUAAGUUUGGUGAUGGUCAGAAAAGUGACUAAAAUAACAUUUCUAGUCCUAUGUUUAUUCUGGCAUGAUUCACCUAUGUAUAGUAUGAAGGACACUAGAGAAAACUGCUGUACUAUAUGAUUCCCAUGUUGAGUCUGUUCAGCUUAGUUAUCUCUAAAGGGCACUGCAAGUUCAGCCUGGUGCUAGCCCAUGGCUUAUUUUUUUUCAUUCUGCUUCAUGCAUCAUCACCAGCAGUAGUUUCAAGCAUUUAGCUAGCUGUUUUAGAGAUGAGGCAGAAUACAGUGCAACUUGAUUUUUGCAGUGCUAAUAGUAAUAAAAACUUGGGUUUGUCCAUGUAUUAAGCAGGCUUGACAUGGGAAACACAAGAAGAAAGUGUCAAUGCCAUGGGCAUUGUUAGUCACUUUUCUCAUCAGAGUGAUUCUCCUUAUUUUGGUGAAGGGGUAACUCUUCCAACCAUUGCACAGGGUUUCAGCUGUUUUGGCUUUUAUAGUAACUGUUGUGCAGCUGACACACUCACAACAAGGAAAACAUUUUUCUACGAGUGCAGUACAACAAGAGCUUCCUUUAUACCACAGUCAUGUUAACAUGUAUUGGCAGAGGCCAUUUUGAUUUCGAGCUGCAUUUUUUUUAAAUACCUAGAUAAGAAACAAAUAUCCAGAGGGAAGGAUGAUCUUGUGUGUAAAGCUGGGCUAGGAAUAUGGGUAAUUUGGGGUGUUCCUGGCUAUGACACAGACUUCCUGUUUAACCUUAGGCAAGUCAGUUAAUCUCUUUGUGCUUCAAUUCCCUAUCUGUAAAAUGGGGAUAACAGUACUUCCCUACCUCACAGGGGUGUUGUGAGGACAAAUUUAACUGAUCUAUGAGAUACUCAGAUGCUAUAGUAAUGAGGUUUUAGAAAAGCCUAAAAAUAUUUUCAAAAGUGCAAGAGGUUGGUUCAGUCCUGUCACAAAUGCAGCAAUGGUAUUCAAACACCAGCAUUUGCCACGACAAGUCUCCAUUCUCUUGUGCUUUAUUUCUUCCCCACAACUCCUCUGGCCAUGGUGUGGUGCCAGGGAAAGUGGUGACUGAAUAAAAAUAGUGCACUCAACCCUUCUAGCUUUGCUGGGCAGCUUUGAAAAAGGCAUUCUUACCUGUUUUGCUCAGUUCUGUGUCUAUAACCUUAAUGUUCUCUAAGAAGUUAUUCGUUCUGCACAUAAACUUUCAAUUUCAUUUUUGUGCCUCCUACUGCUGAUCACAGUCUUAGUGAUCAGUGACAUAUGUGACACCAGCAAUGUGGGGUGGAUCCCAGCAUUGGAGACUAAACUACUUUCCAUUCUGGUGUUGUAAUGGUUGAAUCAAGCAAAAUCUGAACAUCAUUGCUUGUGGUUUAAAAUGACACUGUCAGGUUAAAGAUGGUAUUUUUAAAACAUGUUGUUUUCUGUAACUAAUAAAACUGAUAAAAAUCUAAUCUAAUCUAAUCUAUUUUCACCUUCUAUAACACUUGUUUUACUACUUUCACUAUGCCUAACUUCCACAAAGAAAAUAGUGUGUUCACUUUCUCUCUGGAUUUUAACCAGUGGUGCAGAUACACUUAGAUACAGACACAGUCCUCUGCUCAUUAAAAUGAAGGGAAGGUAAUGGAAACAUUCCCAUUUGUUAAUUCUGAUUUAUGUAAUAGCCUCAAGUGUUUGUGCCCCAGACCUUGCAGAGCAGAUUCUUCCUUAUUACCAUUGCUUUGAACUAUCCAAGGAGUGCCCUUUAAAGCUGCUUACUUUACUACUGGAGGGAUCUCCUUGGGUGUUGCAGAACCACAAGAGCAGUUCCUACACCCACCCUCUCCUUGCAUCCAGCAAGGCCAGGAGAGAGAGUGGCAGAGGUCAGGGCAGUCCUCAACUGCUGCAUUGGCCUCUUGGCCUACUCUAACUUGUGCUUUGAGGGAGUACCUGUAAGACUUGAGGAGUACAAAGGUAGCUUACAGCCAUCUUUCCCUUGCAUCAUCUCUCUCUCUAGCCCUUACUUUUAAUCAUUAAAACACAGGUCUUGGAUAACACAUUGCAUUAGGGAAGGAUCCUGUUCACGUGCAGGGACCUGGGCUCACAUUAUAAACCUAACCAUAAUGGAAAAUCAGUCCAACAACCUUCUCCUAAUGCCUGCUGCUGCAGUUAAAUUGAUCUGUUGUAGGGGAUUCCACCCCAUCAUAUUUAGGGCCAAAGUCUUCAUGUAGACCAGGAUUCGGGAAACCUAAAACACUCCUACUAAACUAAGUUCAAAAGCAUGUUCUGACCCUGGUUUGGAAAAGCAGCAUUUCCAACUGUCUAAGCCCUAUGGCCUCAGUGGUUUUCAAAAUUGAUUAGCUAAACUGGUUUUAAAACCAGUUAUGUGAGUUUUAGGAAAAUUUACUUGUGUAGACCAGGCCAGUCUGAGAGGAUUGGGCAGUUCAGGAAGACAUGGAGAUGAGAAUACCAGGGGAGGUGAGGUGUAGGUCAGGAUGCAGGUGUCUCACUAUGGCUGCUGGAAGAUAAAUUUGUUUAACACAGUCUCAUUCUGUCUGGCUGUAGCCAAGAAGUCUUCGCCUCCAUGAAACACCAAACUCUGACAUACAAAAAGAAGUUUAAAAUAGAUCUCUUUAAACUAUUGCAUCCUUCUCUUCAAUACUGCUGUGGAUUCCAGUGACUUGUGAUAGAUACUGAUACAGGAAGGCAUCUGUUUUGGUCUCAUUAGCCUCUGCCAUUAUCCCUUUCAGCUUCUCUCCACUGCCCUAUGCCCAGGGACUCUCCCUCCCCCCAACACUUGGUGGUGGGGGGGGGGGAAACUUGUUUAAAAAAAGCUAAUUUUUGUCUUUCAAAUGACCUGCUUCCCUGAUCCCAGUUUUCCCAUACUUGGUUUGGAUUUAUUUUUUAUUUUGUUGCCUUGAGUGGAUUAAAAUGUUAUGGUUUUUCCUUUUUUAAAAGAAAAACUAAUAGAACAAUAACAGAGAACUCAAAAGAUGCAAUAUUGCUUAUUCAUGAGUACUUUGGCUUUAAAUAAAUGUUUUGCCAUUCCUGUCCUUUCUGCUCCCUCAUAUUUGUGCUGAGGGAGGUUUGCAUAGCUUUGAAAGAGCAACUAGACUAAUAUAAGCAAGUGACUGCAUAUUUAUGUUGAGCAACAGUCACCUAUGUUGUAGAAAGAAACUUUUAAGGAGACUUCAGACCUGAGUGCCACCCAUCUCCCCAUCAUUGUUCAUCUAACCAUUGUCAAUUUGUUUCAUUAUUUUGAAUGUGGUACUCUUUGAUUAAAAGAUGAGUCUUAGUCCUGCUAUGAAGUUAGAAGCAAGGAUCUCUGACAGUGAGGCUCCCUGAAAGCAAAGAGCCUUGGCACAGGUGGAGGGGUCCAUGCUAAUGGAACUGAUUGCAGAAGCAGUGCUGAGGGUGGAAGAAGUGAGGGACUGAGUACCUUUGGGGAAAAAGUUUCUGUAAUGGGAUUUUAUUUCGUGGGGAUAUGCCAGGGAAUGAGAUUCCACCCAAAGCAAAUCUCUUAGACUUGUAAAUAGUUUUGCAUCAACUACUGUUAAGCUCUUUCCAGCUUCUGCUGAAUUGAUUGCACUGGAAGCAUUGUUUCCUUUUCUUAUCUGAAAGGAAAGUAUGCUUCUGGAAAUACUUGUCAGCUGCUUUGUAGUGCUGAGAGAGAGUGGCAGAACAAUUUGCAAUAAGCCUAUUUGUGACAGUCCCAAGACUCCAGGGUGUUCACAGCUCCAAAAAGACGCUUGUUUUCUUUUCAAGCUUUGGUAAUAGAUACGACUUGGUGACAGCUCAAAUGUGCAUUUCCAUUGUGAAUUACUCUGUUCUAUGAUCUGGUUAAGAUGCCUGUGUGCUCUGGACCCGUUACCACUCCUCUGUCCUAGAUCAGCUUACAGGGGAAGGAUAAAACAAUUUCCAUUUACACCUGCUCUGCACAGUGAGCAUCCCUUUUGCAAUUCCCCUUUCAUCUCUGGGCACUAGGAGUAAAAUACCUACCAAUUACCAGUAAACAAGUUUGAUCUGGUGGGUGAUCUAGGCUCCUACACUACAUUGUGACUGGUAGCAUGUCAGGGGAGGCUUGAGGAAUGCCUAGCAGUACUGUUAAUCACUGUUGCUAUAAAUUAGAUGUGUUUGGAAUUAUUUGCAAAGGAUCUUCCUGACUGUUGCUUUUGUCUCUCUCAUGCCUGGCUGGUGUUAUCAACUCUCUGAAAGUGGCUGUCAAAUCUUCCGUAUCUGUGUUCUCCUUCCUACCACAAGGCAGAAAAGAUGCCAGGAAG